Amphiprion ocellaris (clown anemonefish) is the source of this 1452-nucleotide messenger RNA. Its product is annotated as CD209 antigen-like protein E. The transcript has 6 exons. Bases 45 to 716 code for a protein of 223 amino acids. The record is from RefSeq and is a predicted model, not a curated record. NCBI's taxonomy places the organism in Eukaryota, Metazoa, Chordata, Actinopteri, Pomacentridae. Gene Ontology annotation, molecular function: signaling receptor activity.
AUAGAAAACAUAUUCUCUGUCACUUUCCAGUCAGUGGUUAAAAUAUGGUGAGAGCUGCACACAGAGAGCCGUCAGAGAUCAUAACAGAAUAUGUAAAUCUACCCGAUGUACCAGCCAGGAGUCGCUUGAAUAAAGUUGGUGAAGAGACUCCUGCUGCAGCGGGAACGAAACUGAUCAGGCUGGUGGCUGUGAGCUUUGGACUUUUGUGUAUUAUGCAAGUCAUUCUCAACAUCUCCUUCCGUCUUGCGCUGUACAAGAAGACAUCAGAUAUUGAGAUUAUCUGCAACAACGUGUCGGAGACAGACGAGCUGAGAAAACUGGCUGAUCACCAUUUUCAACAAGGAUGGGUAUACAUCCGCCCCAGUUUCUAUUAUAUUUCUUCUACCACGAAAACCUGGAAGGACAGUAGAAAGGACUGUCUGCAAAGAGGGGCCGACCUGGUGAUUAUCGACUCCAUAGAAGAACAGGACUUUACAAGGAAAUUUCACAAACCCUUGUGGAUUGGACUGACUGAGGGAGGGAGAAAAGGAGAGUGGCAGUGGGUGGAUGGGACUCCACUGACGACAAGCUACUGGGGCACCGGGGAACCCAACAAUUUUGAGGGCAAAACAGAAGACUGUGUAGAAAUAAAGUUCCACGAUAACAAAAACAGCUGGAAUGACAUACCAUGUGAAGACUUAAACUUUUGGAUGUGUGAAAAGAAAGUGUCUCUGUAAGUCAGCUUAUAUGAUAUCCUGUAAAGCUGAACAGCACUUUAAGGUUUAAUCUGAAUUCACAAAAUCAUAUAAUCUGAAAGGUUGUCUGACAGUCUACAGCUCUACAGUUUCAUUUAGCAGACGCUUUUAUCCAAAGCGACAUACACCUGAGAAUAGAUACAGCACAAGUAAGGAUCUAGUCAGGAGAAAACAACCUGGAUAAGAGCCAUAAAACAAGUUCAAGUGUGACAGUCCCAUGUCUCUGUACUAUAAAUGUGAAGAUGUUGGAUUUUGGAUUAUAAUAAACUGCACAAUUACAAAAAUUACAUAAACCUAACAGAUUAAUGCAGCAAUGUAAAGUAUUACUGUUCCCUACAUUCAGUUAUGUAAUCACAUUAGUUACUAGCAGUGCCACCUUGAUCUUCUUAGACAUGCAACUGAGCCUUAAUGGAAAAUUUUGAUGGCAAAACCAUCAUAUUUUGCUGUUUGGGAUGGUUUUCACCAGCUGUACUGUUGACUUUGAGUAAAUGCUUUAUUACAGUGAGUAAAAAAUAAAGAUCUUGUAUGUUAGGUUGGGGAUUUGUGCAUUUGUGGUAGUAAAUGUGCAAAUGUAAGGUUUAAUGUUGUGUUUUUUAUACUGUUAACUGAAAAUUACAUGACAGUGCGUCUCAAGUGAUGUUGCAGAGUAGCGCAAAAGUAAUGUAACAGACAAUGUGAUGGAUUACUUUCUACUGGGAGUAAAAUAAGUGAUGCCUUA